Pterocles gutturalis (yellow-throated sandgrouse) is the source of this 1920-nucleotide messenger RNA. It is a transcript of the gene GPR37L1, whose product is annotated as G protein-coupled receptor 37 like 1. Lineage: Eukaryota; Metazoa; Chordata; Aves; Pterocliformes; Pteroclidae. The coding region runs from base 1 to 1443 and encodes 480 amino acids. The transcript is spliced from 2 exons. Gene Ontology annotation, biological process: adenylate cyclase-inhibiting G protein-coupled receptor signaling pathway; positive regulation of MAPK cascade. Gene Ontology annotation, cellular component: plasma membrane; signaling receptor complex. Gene Ontology annotation, molecular function: G protein-coupled peptide receptor activity. The record is from RefSeq and is a predicted model, not a curated record.
AUGCGAGGCAGGGCUGGGCAGCUUGGGGAAGGCAGCACCCACAACAGCCAGGGCGCACAUGGAGGUAGGACCCUGCCAGUGAUUUCCCAGGACAGUCCAGAGGGCCAGAUGAUGAAGGAGAGACUGCGCCGGGGGACAGAGGAGGACUCCAAGUCGGUGCAGCAGUAUGUGCCGGGGGUGCGAGUGGAGUUCCCGCGACCCCUCAACUCUGCCAGCCUGCACCCAACCAGGGCCCUGAUGCCAUCCAGCACGGACCCAUCUGAGCAGCAACAUGGGGUCCCCACGGAUGGGGAGGGGUCAGAACCCCGGGCCAACCUCACUACCGUGUCUGACAAGCGAUUGCAAAUCCAGAACCCCUUGUACCCGGUGACGGAGAACUCCUACAGCGCCUAUGCUGUGAUGUUCCUGUCCCUCAUCGUCUUUGCAGUGGGCAUCAUCGGAAACCUCUCUGUGAUGUGCAUCGUGUGGCACAACUACUACAUGAAGAGUGCCUGGAACUCCAUCCUGGCCAGCCUGGCUUUCUGGGACUUCCUCAUUCUCUUCUUCUGCCUUCCUGUGGUCAUCUUCAACGAGAUCACCAAGACGAGGCUGCUGGGGGACGUGUCCUGUCGGAUCGUGCCCUUCAUGGAGGUAUCAUCACUGGGAGUCACCACCUUCAGCCUCUGCGCCCUGGGCAUCGACAGGUUCCACGCGGCCACCAGCCCCCAGGCCAGCACCCGGCCCAUUGAGCAGUGCCAGUCCAUCAUCGCCAAGCUGGCCGUCAUCUGGGUGGGCUCCAUGACACUCUCAGUGCCAGAGAUCCUGCUCUGGCAGCUGGCACGGGACACAUCACCCGUGUCCGGUGUGGUGACGGAGUAUUGCACCAUGAAGCCCUCGUCCAACCUGCCUGAGUCCGUAUACUCGCUGGUGCUGACCUACCAAAACGCUCGGAUGUGGUGGUACUUUGGUUGCUACUUCUGCUUGCCCAUCCUCUUCACCGUGAGCUGCCAGCUGGUGACUCGGAGGAUCAGCGGCACCGAGAAGAAGAUGGAGUGCCGAGGGACCAAGCACAGCCAGUGUGAGGGUCACUUGAACUGCACCAUCAUCGGGCUGACCAUCAUCUACGGGCUCUGCACCACCCCUGAGAACGUCUGCAACAUCGUGGUGGCCUACAUGUCUCCUGACAUGUCCAAGCAGACCUUGGACCUUCUCAACCUCAUCAACCAGUUCUUCCUGUUCUUCAAGUGCUCGGUGACACCCGUCCUGCUCCUGUGCCUCUGCAGACCCCUGGGCCAGGCCUUCAUGGACUGCUGCUGUUGCUGCUGCGAGGGCUGCAGCCCCGACACGGCCUCCAGCGAGGGCAGCGCUGACAGCAAGCUCAAAACCGAGAUGUCCUCCUCCAUCUUCUUCGACAAGCCUCGAGAGUCCCCUCCACCCCUCCUGGCCCUCGGCACACCUUGCUAAGCGCCACCGGGGAGCCGUAGAGAUCGUUCCACCACCUCCUCCCAAGACCAAAUGUUUUGCCGUUAGUGCCCGUGGCUGGACGUGGAGCAAGCAGAAGAGACAGCUCAGGGGGCUGCGCCAUGGGCUUCAGACCCCACGUUGGGCAAGUGAGGCUUGAAAUCCCAGUCCCUGCGGCUGCAUUGGUGGCCUUGUUGCCUCUGCCCAAAGGCCAGCAAGGACACCAGCAGCCCCCCAGCCUGGCUGCCAGGCUCAGAGGGGUUGCUGCUCUGGAGAUGGAGCUGUGCCAGAAAGGUCCCAUCUGAAACUACGGAGGGUUUCCGUGGUGGCUCACAGAGGACAUAGCAAACACAAACUGCCCUCGUCCUGUCCCAUCCCCUCCUGCCAGCCCCUCCAGAUAGGAGAAGGUCCCAGUGACUAUAUCCUACCAGACCCAAGCAGUGCCCUGUAAGAGCUCAAUAAACCAGUAACCUAGAGCAC